This is a messenger RNA of Microtus oregoni (creeping vole), 3586 nucleotides long. RefSeq names its product lysophosphatidylcholine acyltransferase 1 (gene Lpcat1). NCBI's taxonomy places the organism in Eukaryota, Metazoa, Chordata, Mammalia, Rodentia, Cricetidae. Gene Ontology annotation, molecular function: calcium ion binding. The transcript has 14 exons. The coding region runs from base 129 to 1733 and encodes 534 amino acids. The record is from RefSeq and is a predicted model, not a curated record.
CCCUCUCCCGCGCGCUCUGCUGCUACCUCUGCCGCCUUCUGCUCCUCUGCGCUCGGCUCUGCUCCGCUCCGCUGAUCUCCGUCGGCUGUGUUCCGUCUGCGCCGCUCGGUGCUUAGGCGCAGGCCGCCAUGAGGCUGCGGGGCCGCGGACCACGGGCCGCCCCCUCCUCCAGCUCAGGGGCAGGCGACGCGCGGCGGCUAGCGCCCCCGGGGCGGAACCCCUUCGUGCACGAACUGCGGCUGAGCGCCCUGCAGAAGGCCCAGGUGGCUUUCAUGACGUUGACGCUGUUCCCUAUCCGGCUCCUGUUCGCUGCUUUCAUGAUGCUACUGGCCUGGCCCUUUGCACUUGUGGCCUCCCUGGGACCGCCUGAUAAGGAGCCAGAGCAGCCCAUGGCCUUAUGGAGGAAGGUUGUGGACUUUCUACUCAAGGCCAUUAUGCGCACCAUGUGGUUUGCUGGCGGAUUCCACCGUGUGGCCGUGAAGGGGCGGCAGGCCCUGCCUGCGGAGGCCGCCAUCCUCACGCUGGCUCCACAUUCCUCCUACUUUGAUGCCAUCCCUGUCACCAUGACCAUGUCCUCCAUUGUGAUGAAGGCGGAGAGCAGAGACAUCCCAAUCUGGGGAACUCUGAUAAGGUACAUUCGGCCAGUGUUUGUGUCCCGGUCUGACCAGGACUCUCGCAGGAAAACAGUGGAGGAGAUCAAGAGACGGGCACAGUCGGAUGGAAAGUGGCCUCAGAUAAUGAUUUUUCCAGAAGGAACAUGUACAAAUCGGACCUGCCUCAUUACCUUCAAACCUGGUGCGUUCAUUCCUGGAGUUCCUGUCCAGCCUGUGGUGCUACGCUACCCAAACAAGCUGGACACCAUCACAUGGACGUGGCAAGGACCCGGAGCGUUGAAAAUCCUGUGGCUCACUCUGUGCCAGUUUCAAAACCAGGUGGAAAUUGAGUUCCUGCCCGUGUAUUGCCCUUCUGAGGAGGAGAAGAGAAAUCCUGCCCUAUAUGCCAGCAAUGUGCGGCGCGUCAUGGCCAAGGCUCUGGGAGUCUCGGUAACCGACUACACCUUUGAGGAUUGCCAGCUGGCUUUGGCAGAAGGACAGCUCCGCUUGCCCGCUGACACCUGCCUACUAGAGUUCGCCAGGCUCGUGAGGGGCCUCGGAUUGAAACCAGAAAAUCUUGAGAAAGAGCUAGACAAAUAUUCAGAGAGUGCAAGAAUGAAGAGAGGAGAGAAAAUUGGGCUUCCAGAGUUUGCAGCCUACUUGGAGGUUCCUGUCUCAGAUGCAUUGGAGGACAUGUUCUCACUGUUUGAUGAGAGCGGUGGCGGUGAGAUAGACCUCCGUGAAUAUGUGGUCGCCUUGUCCGUGGUGUGCAGGCCAUCCCAGACCCUGGCCACCAUCCAGCUGGCAUUCAAGAUGUAUGGAUCACCUGAGGAUGGCAGCAUAGAUGAGGCCAACCUGUCCUGCAUCCUCAAGACCGCACUGGGUGUAUCAGAACUAACAGUGACUGACUUGUUCCAGGCUAUUGACCAAGAGGAGAAGGGAAGAAUCACAUUUGAUGACUUCCGCGAGUUUGCAGAAAUGUACCCCGACUUCGCGGAGGACUAUUUGUACCCUGAUCAGACACAUUUUGACACCUGUGCACAGACACCCCCAGCACCAACUCCCAAUGGCUUCUGCAUUGACUUCAGCCCUGAAAACUCAGACUUUGGGAGAAAGAAUUCUUGUAAGAAAGUGGACUAGAAUGGGCGAUUCUGGAGGGAUGAGGCCCCUCCUGCAUCACCGCCCGACUCCAGUGGCCUAGAGCCUGUGUGUGUGCUGUGCCAUCUGCAUCUCCCUGUCUUCCCACGCCAUCUCUUUCUGUCUGCAGACCCGAGGUCCAAAAGACUUCUGAUGUAUUUGUUUUCUGUCUCAGGGCCCAGCUGGGCAUUUGCAGGGAAGCUGUGUGUAUAUCCCACCUGCCUAUUGCAGGCAGGCAGGCGGGUGGGUGCUCGGGACCUCCCUGUGGAGCGGGACUCCACAGGCUGAGUGGGCACAGGUCUGGCCGUGUGACUCACCUCGAAUACGCUGGUCUUGAGUGUGUGUCAAUCUUUCUCCUUGUUGUCUGUAUGGUGUGCACAGUGUGGGGGUCUGCACACACACGCUGCACACACCUAUCCUAGAACAGUCACCUUGUCCUGCUUCUGUGCCUCUGCCAUCUCUGGCUCACCAUGUGAGGGGACAUCACCCGAUAAGUGUUUCUGUGUUUGUGCAGGAGCCUGUGACUAUUUUAUAAACCUCACUUAGGUACUUUGGAAAACAUUCAACAUUUUUUUAAAAAAGAAAGAAAAUUGGUUUUCUACUCCAUUUUUUGUGUUAGUUUAUGGAUAUUUAUUUCCAGGCUUGUUUUUGAUAGCUUCUGAGGCUGUCUCCGGUGGCCACAGUUUAAAGGGUCUCUCUGCCUCCUCCCAUUUAGGUCCAUGGGACACUUAGCUGCAAAGACUGGCCCCAGCAUCCUCUGCUUUCCUUAAGCCUUCCUGAAUCCCCAUCUUUUUUUUUUUUUAUAUAAACAUUGCCAAUUCGGUAUUUCAGUUUCAAUAUAACAAAAUCUACUUCAUGUAACUGAGAGCAUUGAAUGUGAGUAAAGAAUCAGGCAGUGGGAAAGAACUGGAAGGCAUCCCCUUGUCUUGAUGAUGUCAUUAUGAUGUCAUUCUAGACCUCGGAGCAGACAUACUGAGAUGAGCCAGGAGGUCCUCUCCUAACAUGGUGACUAAGGAAAGCAGCCACCCUCUGAGCACAGGUGUCCUUCUGUGGGGAUGACAGCUGCAGGGGACAGACCACACAGUUUACUGCGCUUGGCCACCCCUUGAAGUCAGGAAGGAACAGGGUCCAGGCUGUCCCCUUUGGCAUUACCUGGUUUCAUCUUUUUAUAUGACAAACUCAUCCUUAAAGCACAACAGUGACCGUAGGUUUAGUUUGUUUUGUAAGCAAUGGUUGCUUUGUAACUUUGUUUUUUACUCCUAAAUUAGAUUUUUACAUCCGGGGCAUUGCUAUAAAAAAUGACCACCAGGUUAGUAAGUGCAGGAACAGGUGUUUACUAACUUUCUCAGAGAGAGUGUUAGUGUGUGCUUCCCCCAAGAGAAAUACGUAAACAGAGCCCCUCAACCUCAGCCACACAGCGCCACACUGCCGCAGGAUGGGCAGGGAGCUUGGAUUCUGGGCUCUUAGCUUGUUAGGUAUGAAUGAAAUGUGAACACAGCCUUUGUAGCCAACGGGUUGGUUUUUAUAACUGUAGAGUACAAAUUUCCAGAAGAGAAAAGCCACGAAAAGGCCAAUGAAGGAGAUUAAUGAACUAAGAUGUCCUGAGGUUGGGGCUCUGCCCCUCCGUCUGCAAGUGAAGGAUUCCUGUGGAAUGCCCCUGGGCACAUUGAGAGAAUCCUGAGCAGACCUGGGAUGGAGUUCAUUCUCCUGAUUACUCUUGAUAGCAACCUCAGUCCGCGCUCAGAACUGUGAAUGUACAGAGCAAGCAGGGGCUGGGGCUGUGCCCGCCCUGCCUGCAGGCUCCUUUGGGGUGCGGUCUUCAGGUUUUAGGUGGAAUAAACACAACACAACGCAAA